CUAAGAAAAUAGUUCUAAUUCCAGAUUAUUAUGAAAUUUAAUGUUCCUAAAUUACGAAAUUUAAUGUUCCUAAAUUAAAUCCUAAUUAUAUUUGUAUCAGGUUACCUGUGACUGCUUAGCCAUUUGGGAUGAGAAAGCUUACCAAAAACCAGAGGAUCAAUCCAUUUCUUCAUUUCGAAGAUGAACCAGACAAAGGAGGAAUUGGAAGUUUAAUUGAUCCAUGUUACAAGUGCAACAGUAAUGAAGAUUUACUUGAUAUGGAAAUGUGUUGGAAAAGCUUUAGUGUCUCUGGUCAUAUGCGCUGCUUGCAAAUUGGGCCUGAAGACGAUGUGCAAACGCUUCAUGUUGAGAUCGUGUCAAAGCUAAGAUGCAUGUUGGAUGCUCACAAUGUCUUAGUCCAGUCCUUUCGGAUUGUUGGGCAAAUGAUAGAUUUAGUCUUAAGUGAAGAUCAAAUAAGGAAUUAUGCCUUGAUCGAGAUAGAGUGCUUAUUGAGAAUGCGAGCUAAAAGCCUUCGAGAUUUCAUUGACAUGCCAUUCCCAAGGUUAGAUGUAGCUUCUACAUCUCGGAACAGACUAAUUCUUGACGAAUUGAAUUAUGAUCACGUUGCCUUAAAAGAAGAACAUCAAAGGAUGAUUGGGGAGUUGAACCACGAACAACGUUCAGCUUAUGAAACAAUAAUGGAAUCCAUUGAUGGGGGUCAUGGGAAGAGAGAGAUGAAAAAUGAAGAACAAGCUCGGUCUCUCUUUGGGAUUUCGCUGACCGAACGGCCCAGAUGGCAGCAAUUCCUUCUUUGCGUUUCUGGGUUUUUCUUUGGCUAUCUUGUUAAUGGAAUCUGUGAGGAAUACGUGUACAAUAGGCUCCAAUUCAGCUAUGGGUGGUACUUCACCUUCGUCCAAGGAUGGGUUUAUAUAUUCCUCAUUUACCUGCAAGGUUUCACCACCAAGCAAAUGGUGAACCCAUGGAAGACUUACUUGACGCUCUCCGCUGUGCUCAUGGGCUCACAUGGACUCACAAAGGGCUCUUUAGCUUUUCUCAACUACCCAGCACAGUUAAUGUUCAAAUCUACUAAGGUUUUGCCAGUGAUGAUAAUGGGGGCAUUCAUUCCUGGAUUGAAGAGGAAAUACCCACCCCAUGAAUAUAUAUCAGCGAUACUCUUGGUUGUGGGCCUCAUUAUCUUCACUUUAGCCGAUGCACAAACUUCCCCGAAUUUCAGCAUUAUCGGUGUUGUGAUGAUAUCUGGGGCAUUGAUCAUGGAUUCUUUUUUGGGGAAUCUGCAAGAGGCUAUCUUUAAGAUGAAUCCUGAAACAACACAGAUGGAGAUGCUUUUCUGCUCAACAAUGGUGGGGUUUCCGUUCUUGAUUCCACCAAUGGUUUUGACCGGUGAACUGUCCAAGGCAUGGACAUCAUGUUCUCAGCACCCCUAUGUCUAUGGCGUGCUUGUCUUUGAGGCAAUGGCUACUUUUGUUGGACAAGUGUCUGUUCUUUCCCUCAUUGCCCUCUUUGGCGCCGCAACAACUGCCAUGGUCACAACGGCAAGAAAGGCGGUCACAUUGCUUCUUUCCUACAUAAUAUUCACGAAACCGCUAACCGAACAACAUGGGACCGGGCUACUGUUGGUCUCUAUGGGGAUUUUAUUGAAGAUGAUGCCCGAUAAUAAGCCCAGAAAACCGGUCCGCCUCAUUGGCUCUGAUGAUGAAUGGGAGAAGAAAUCUCUAACAGAAGGUGAUUUGGUUAAUAGGGAACAAGAUGAUGAAAGGAAACCUUUGGUUUGAAAAUGUUGUUAUUUUUCAUGCUCCUCAAAAUGUUAAUUGUGCCUUAGUGUUUUGGGGCACUUUCCUCUUCCCUUUCUUGUGUUGAUGUUUUUAAGCUGUAAUGGUAACUAAUUAUGUUGGUUAAUUAGUUGAGUUCAAUGUUCAAGUGUAUACAUACAAAUGAAUGUAUUGCUCCGGG
This is a messenger RNA of Cuscuta campestris, 1950 nucleotides long. The record is from the annotation of a GenBank genome assembly. Lineage: Eukaryota; Viridiplantae; Streptophyta; Magnoliopsida; Solanales; Convolvulaceae.